AUGAACAUGGUAUUCUUAUCGAGGCGAAGUGAUGCGUUUCAGAUGGAGCUGUUGCAAGUCAUAGGUGUGUCUGUGACAGCCAAUACAGCACGUAAUUCUCUUCUCUUUGUGCCUGGCUACAAACUAGCUAGGGAGGGCUAUGAUGUGGUGACACUGCAGCGCAAAGGGGCCUAUGUGCUUGAUAGCUCCACCUCUAUAAUACGGAAUGACUGGAAGGUGGGGCUCAACCUGAAGGACAUAGGGUUGCAGCUGGCAGGCAGCAAAGAGUACACGUCCAACCGCAUUGAGCCGUACCAGCAGUUCAUUGACACUUAUGGAACCCACUACAUUCACCUGGUGGACCUUGGGGGGAGGAUGAAGAGGGUGACUGGAAUCCGCACCUGCUUGGCCACCCUGAACCAGGUCUCUGUGUCCCAGGUGCAGACAUGUCUUUGUAUGGGGUUGUCUGAUGGCAUGGGGUUGUUAAAUGUGUUGAGUGGGCAGUGUUCAAAGGUCUUUAAUAAUGAAGACAGUAUUACAGGUUAUGACAAGGGUUUCCUGAGCCACAGCACUGAAGUGACGGGUGGGGAUGGCUGGAUGGGUGAGGUUUCCAUGACCAAACCAGACUCUGAAGGCUUUAAAAAAUGGCUGAAUAGUCUACAAAGGACCCCAGACAUCCUAUCCUUCACUGUUCUCCCUCUGCAUGACUUGGUUCAUGACACUAAGGUGAGAGAUAAUCUACUAACAGCUAUUAGUCAGAAUGUGAUAGAUAAUGGCAUUGAGAAAAACAAGACAGAACAGACACCUUGUGGGGUGAGUUCUCCCAACCUGUCUCCUGAUUGCUGCCCUCUGUUGGUAGGGAGAGGCAGACUGACUGUCUUUGUGGACCGUGGGUUCAGUAUAAGGGGUAAUGGGUGGGCCGAACCAGAGGGUUACGUCAAACUGUGGCGUGGAAAUCAAUACAGACCCACUGGUGUACUACCUAUGAUCCACUUUGGCAAUGAAACUAACUGCAAGUCAGAGGGCCCCAUUGAGGUGUCUGAGUCCACUGAGGUGUCUGAGCCCAUUGAGGUGUCUGAGCCCACUGAGGUGUCUGAGCCCAUUGAGGUGUCUGAGCCCAUUGAGGUGUCUGAGCCCAUUGAGGUGUCUGAGCCCAUUGAGGUGUCUGAGCCCACUGAGGUGUCUGAGCCCAUUGAGGUGUCUGAGCCCAUUGAGGUGUCUGAGCCCAUUGAGGUGUCUGAGCCCACUGAGGUGUCUGAGCCCAUUGAGGUGUCUGAGCCCACUGAGGUAUCUGAGCUCACUGAGGUAUCUGACUAUCAUGUCAUGCCUACAUCUUAA
Messenger RNA from Salmo salar (Atlantic salmon), 1317 nucleotides. Its product is annotated as perforin-1-like. The record is from RefSeq and is a predicted model, not a curated record. Gene Ontology annotation, biological process: defense response to virus; immunological synapse formation; T cell mediated cytotoxicity. Lineage: Eukaryota; Metazoa; Chordata; Actinopteri; Salmoniformes; Salmonidae. Gene Ontology annotation, molecular function: wide pore channel activity. Gene Ontology annotation, cellular component: membrane.